AUGAAUAGAACUCCUAACGAAAUAGAUCAAUUAAAGUUAUCUAAAUUCGUAACUGAUAUUAAAAAGCUUGAUGGAACAAAAGAUGUAGAUUUCUCAGAAAUUCUAGAAUACACUCAGAAUGAACAUACAAAAGAAAUAGCUCAGAAUUAUUUAGAUGCUUUAGAGAAAAUGAUAACAACCAUAGAUAGUUCUAAAUUAUCCACAAGUGAUAAAUUCAAUUACAAGUUUGCUUUUACUAAACAUAUGACAUCAGAAUGCAAAAGUGAAUGUAAGAGUAUAAUAAUCAAUUGUCUCGGAAUUUCAAAUAAGAAAAAAUCUAUGAUGAUAAAGGAAGUAGACAACGCAUUUCAAAAAGAAAGAGAUGAACACAAUGAGCUUAGAAAGAAGUAUAAUGAGAAACAAAAGGAACAAAUCGUAAAAGUUCCUUCAAUAGAUUUAGCUCUUACUAUAAAGAAUAAGAAAACAUUAACAAAUCGAGAAUGUUUAGAUUUUCUCAAUGAUCUAGAUAUAGAUGAUACACUUCUUGCUGAUAAGUUUAAGUUAGUGUUUCUGAAGAUUUUCCAAAUGUUUCAAGAGCAUAUGUAA
Molecule: messenger RNA, 585 nt
Organism: Caenorhabditis briggsae
Lineage: Eukaryota; Metazoa; Nematoda; Chromadorea; Rhabditida; Rhabditidae
Exons: 1
Coding region: 1-585 (194 amino acids)
Source: RefSeq, a predicted model, not a curated record